ACAGCUAAGUAUCGAUAAUCCGGAUUAAUUGGGUCCGAAACCCAUCCAGAUUUUCGAAUUCAUCGGCGUAAACUCCAAAUUCCAGUUCAGGUGUUCAGAGCACGGGCCUGUACUUCGUAAAGAGUGCAGGAAUACUUACAAAAUCAGGCUUUUUGAAGGCUCCAGAUUGCAUUGACGUCCGGAUUUUCGAGCUUUACAUGUAUAUAUACAUGUGUUAGGUGGCACGUAUAUCAUAUUACUAGUGAAGUGCAGCCGAUUAACAUGUACUUCAACGUUGCGCUUAGCUUGGCUUUGGGCGUAUUCUUCGUGGCUGCUCGUGAAAUCGAAGAGUUGUUUAGCUUGAUCGACGAAGAUUACCUCCAAGAAUUAGUGAGAAAUGCCGAAUUAGAGGUCCAAAAACUACGCGAAAUUGAAAGCAGAGCAAAAUACUUGAAUCCUUACGUUAUUUCUGCCGAAGGAAGACAUCAGUUAAAAACGUGUCCCGCAUAUCACCCUAACGAUGUUCAAACCAUGCUUGAAAUAAUGACACGUGAUAUAGUUGGCAGAUAUGAUUUAGAUUCAACCGAUAUAAAUCUACUACGAGAGUAUCCUCUGAAGAAUAACGAAAUCACCAAGCAAUUACAGGAGCAAUGUGUGGACAACAGACCAGUCGAUUGCACCGAUACAAAAUACCCUACAAUAGAUGGAAGUUGCAAUCAUUUAAAUAGGCCAAACGAAGGAAGGACGUUCUCCUGUUUGGAUCGUUUAUUACCUCCCGAUUAUGCCGAUGGUGUGGAUACCCCGAGAAUAUGUAGGGAAUGCCCUACACCAGAUCCGAGAAAUAUAACUUUAAAUGUUCAUAGAACUGGAAAUUAUGGCAGCCUUAGUUAUCGUUACACUGCACUGGUUUCGAUUUUCGGACAAUUCGUCGAUCACGACAUGGAAUUUACCACUCAACCUACGUCAAUAAAUAAUUCAGCGAUCCAGUGUUGCGGCGAUCCUCCUCUUCACGAAACUUGUUUACCUAUUGAAAUUGGUCCGAAUGAUCCCGAUUUUCCAAAUAUUACUUGCAUGAAUUUUGUGCGAGAUGCCCGAUGUGGAACUUGUAAUUUAGGUUGGAGAGAACAGAUGAAUUCUUUAACUCCGGCACUCGAUUGUUCUCAAGUGUACGAUACAGAUUUAAAUCGAUCUCUAAUACUAAGAACAUUAGAUGGAACUGGUAAAUUAGCAUCUAGAAUGACAUCAGUCGGAGAGUUUCCAAUGCCAGAUUUGAAUUUGAAUGCUCCUAAUCUAUGCAAUCCGCCUAAUGAAUGCUUUAAAACAGGCGAUUUUAGAUCGAACCAAAACCUGGGUUUAGCAUCGAUGCACAUUACUUUCCUCAGAUUCCACAAUAGAAUCGCCGAAGAAUUGAAAAUAAUGAAUCCACAAUGGACGGAAGAAACUUUAUAUCAAGAAACAAGAAAAUAUGUUAUUUGUGUCUAUCAACACAUCGUCUAUACCGAAUUUCUUCCAUUAAUUAUUGGGCCGGAUUUAGCGAGACGUUUACACGAUGGUGGAUAUACGAGAUAUUAUAAUUCGGUUCCUAUGAAAUUAAUAAAUUCUUUCGCUGCUGCCGGUUAUAGACUCCAUUCUAUAGUACCCGAUCCAAUAUUUCUAAUUACCGAAGACGGAAGAAAGAGUGAAAUACUUCUAAGAGAUUCCUUUUUCGAUGUGACUACCAUACUCCAACGAGGAAUCGAAGACGUAAUAAGAGGAGCAACUAUACAAGCGGAAGAAAAUUACGAUGAUUUAUUAGUUCAGUCACUGACUACAUUUAUGUAUAGAAGAAAUACUACGAGUUUAGGAUUGGAUCUUGCCUCUAUAAAUAUACAAAGAGGGAGAGACCACGGCCUUCCUUCUUACAUUCAAUACGUUCAUUACUUUCACGGAUUCACAAUAGAAACAUUUUCAGAUUUAAUUACGUAUGAUUUAAUGGAUAGAUCUACUGUAGAGAAAUUAAUGAAUGUGUACCAAUGUGUGGAAUGCAUCGAUCUUUUUACGGGUUUAAUCUGUGAAAGACGUCAGAGAAAUUCAGUUGUUGGACCUACAGCAGCCAUACUUAUUGCACGACAAUUUUAUCGUUUAAAAUUCGGUGCAAGACAUUUUUACACGCAUUGGAAUUAUUUAACAUUAGAACAGAGCGAAGCUAUUGAAGAAGUCUCACUCAGUCAUGUAUUUUGCUAUGCCAAUGGAAUGGCUGAAAUAACAGAAACCCCAUUUAUAAGAGGAAGUCGCAUCAUACGUUGCCGUGAUUUCCCUCCGUUGGAUCUCUCUGCGUGGAAGGAGGAUUACUUGGCCUUGGGCGUAUUCUUUGUCUCCGCUCGUGAAAUCGAAGAGUUGUUUAGCUUGAUCGACGACGAUUAUCUACGUGAAUUAGUAAGAAAUGCCGAAUUAGAGGUCCAAAAAUUGCGUGAAAUUGAAAGUAAAGAAAAAUGGAGCCGUGUACUGCUGUCUAGUAUCUACCGUAUCUGGGUCAUGCUGUUAGCUGUGGUGGAAUUAAAAAAUAAAAUUGNCAAAUUAUAUAAUGAUUUCGCUGGUUGUGCUUUCAGACUUCAUUCUACAGUUCCCGAUCCAAUCUUCUUAGUUACCGAAGAUGGAACAAUGGAAGAAAUACAGCUAAGAGAUAACUUUUGCAUUAAUGAUUAUAUACUUAAUCGAGGGAUCGAAGACAUUUUAAGAGGGUCGACUAAACAACCAGAAGAGAAAUUUGAUCGUUUAUUAGUACAGUCGCUGACAACAUUUUUAUAUAGAGUAAAUAAUUCGAGAAUAGGAUUGGAUCUUGCUUCAAUGAAUAUACAAAGAGGAAGAGAUCAGGGUCUACCUCCUUACAUAAAAUAUCUAUCUUUUCUAUACGGAAUCAAAAUUGAGAAAUUUUCAGAUUUAGCCAAAUGUGGUUUAAUGGAUUACUCCACUGUGAAGAUAUUGCAAGAAGUUUACCAAUGCGUGGAAUGUAUCGAUUUUUUCACGGGUUUGGUUUGCGAAAAACGUUUGGAAAAUGCCACAGUUGGACGUACAGCAGCCACAAUUAUUGGUCUACAAUUUUUUCGUUUUAAAUUUGGAUGGAGACAUUACUGCGGACAUAAGAAUUGUCUAAAACCGGAUCAGAUGGAGUUAAUUAAAACAGUUAAACUCAGUCAUUUGAUUUGUUACACCACUAACAUUUCUAAAAUAGAGGAAAAUGUAUUUGUGUUCGGAAGUCCUCUCAUAAAUUGCGAAGAUGUCCGACGUUGGGAUUUUUCUGCAUGGAAAGAGAAACCAGGGGAAAACAAUUGAAAAUUCUUCUUAAUUAUCUCAUAAAAAUUUAAAUUUCAUUUCUAAUAAUUAAUUGUUAAAAGAAUAUUUUAAACUAUACUAUGAGGAGUGGUGGUAUAAGCAUUCAUUUACAUAUUUUAC
Centruroides sculpturatus (bark scorpion) is the source of this 3411-nucleotide messenger RNA. Its product is annotated as eosinophil peroxidase-like. Gene Ontology annotation, biological process: response to oxidative stress. The record is from RefSeq and is a predicted model, not a curated record. NCBI's taxonomy places the organism in Eukaryota, Metazoa, Arthropoda, Arachnida, Scorpiones, Buthidae. The transcript is spliced from 18 exons. The coding region runs from base 262 to 3291 and encodes 1009 amino acids. Gene Ontology annotation, molecular function: peroxidase activity; heme binding.